AACGGUCACACUGUGCUAUGGCAUGCAAUACGCGAAGGAAAUCUGCCGCUGAUAUCUCUACUGCUGACACGUGGUGCUAAUGUGAAGCACAAGUCAAAGAACGGACAGUCUGUGCUGCACAGAGCUGUGGAUGUGGCGAGUGCCGAGAUUGUCAGCGAAUUACUGGACCAUGGCGUAAACGUAAACGAUGUCAUCACCUCGGGCGUCGACCAUGUACGUGCGCAUGUACUGGCUUGUGCGUGUACUUGUUCGUAG
This is a messenger RNA of Sphaeroforma arctica JP610, 255 nucleotides long. RefSeq lists its product as hypothetical. The transcript is spliced from 2 exons. The record is from RefSeq and is a predicted model, not a curated record. Gene Ontology annotation, molecular function: protein binding. Lineage: Eukaryota; Ichthyosporea; Ichthyophonida. The annotation marks the transcript as partial.